CUCCAGAAGUGCGUGUGUAAAUAGCCCUUGGAUAUUAUUGUAUGGUUGUCAUCCCUUGCCUUCUGUCCGGCCGGAGGCCACCCUGUGACUGUGACUGAGGAGGGAGGUCUGUGGAUCCCGCUCCUCACCUGCCUUCUGGAAGACUUCCUGAAGACUUCCAGAAGAUUGAGCCUCACUGGUGCCAGGAAGCCAAAGCUCACUUUGUAGAACUGACACUAAACUACCCGAAGGACUUAGGUGCUUUGUGUACUUAGCCCCAGGAUUCCCCUUACUUUUUAAGAUAAAGAGUGAUAUUGUAUUUUGCCUCUGCGUUCUGGAUUGCUUCUCGUGGCGGGCGGGGCCUCGGCAGGAAGUCCCGCCUCUGAAGCAGAAGUGGCCUGCCCGCCAUGGCGGCAGCUUGGAGGUGUUCUCAUGGGCUGCUUGUGGCGCUGCGGCUCCUGCCCACGCGCCAGGCCCUGCACCACGCGACCCCGGCGCAGGAUGUGCUACUCUUCGAGCAUGAGCGGGGCCGGUUCUUCACUAUCCUCGGGCUCUUCUGUGCCGGCCAGGGCAUCUUCUGGGCCUCCCUGGCCUUCACAGCUUGGUCUGCACCCCCGGUCCAGGCGCAACCCCUGGAUGCAGAGGCCCCAGACCGCGGCCGCUUGGACCUGCGCGCUGUGCUCUGGCGCUACGGGCUGGCGGUCAGCUGCGGUGCCAUCGGGACCCUGGUACUGGGUGCUGGUCUUCUCUUCUCUCUACGAUCUGUGCGUUCAGUGAUGCUUCGAGCAGGAGGGCAGCAGGUGACCCUGACCACUCAUGCCCCUUUUGGCUUGGGAGCCCCUUUCACCGUCCCCUUGAACCAGGUAUCCUGCAUGGCCCACCGAGGAGAAGUCCCUGCUAUGCUGCCUCUGAAGAUCAAAGGCCAUCGCUUCUAUUUCCUCUUGGACAAAGCUGGRCACUUCCCMAACGUUCAGCUCUUUGACAACACUGUGGGUGCCUACCGGAGCUUGUAAGAAGCCACCUUGGGUCUUUCACUCCCUCUCAGAAGGAGACAAAWAAAAAAGGGAAAACAAAACAAAAUUGAACCUUAUGGAUGAGGUGACAACCAGGGUCACCAAGGGGGAACCUAAGAUUCAAUAGUAACAAUUAAAAGAGUUGUCU
Messenger RNA from Urocitellus parryii (Arctic ground squirrel), 1140 nucleotides. RefSeq names its product transmembrane protein 223 (gene Tmem223). Gene Ontology annotation, cellular component: mitochondrion. Gene Ontology annotation, biological process: nervous system development. The record is from RefSeq and is a predicted model, not a curated record. NCBI's taxonomy places the organism in Eukaryota, Metazoa, Chordata, Mammalia, Rodentia, Sciuridae.